AUGAGACCUGAAGUAGAGCAAGAGCUCGCCCACACCCUCCUCGUGGAGCUCCUGGCAUAUCAAUUUGCGUCGCCAGUGAGAUGGAUCGAAACCCAAGAUGUGAUUCUCGCAGAGAAGCGCACCGAGCGCAUCGUCGAGAUUGGUCCGGCCGACACGUUAGGAGGAAUGGCCAAGCGAACAAUCGCCUCGAAAUAUGAAGCCUACGAUGCCGCUACAUCGGUUCAGCGCCAGAUCCUAUGUUAUAACAAGGACGCAAAAGAGAUAUAUUACGAUGUUGACCCCGUAGAGGAGGAGCCAGAGGCCCCUGCGGCUGACUCGGCUCCGGCGUCAACAGCAGCUCCAGCCGUGCCUGCACAAACUGCUGCCGCACCACCACCACCGCCCAGUGCGGGGCCUGCUGCUGCGGUUGCAGAUGCUCCAGUUUCAGCAAUUGAUGUUGUGCGGUCAUUGGUAGCACAGAAAUUGAAGAAGCCGCUCUUGGAUAUCCCGCCUAACAAGGCGAUCAAGGACUUGGUCGGAGGCAAAUCUACGCUUCAGAAUGAGAUCCUUGGUGAUCUAGGCAAAGAGUUCGGUUCCACGCCCGAUCGACCUGAAGAUACCCCAAUAGACGAACUUUCUUCCGCGUUGCAAGCGACCUUCAAUGGCCAGCUUGGCAAGCAAUCCACUUCUCUUGUUGCCAGAUUGGUAUCCUCAAAAAUGCCUGGUGGGUUCAAUAUCACUGCAGUUCGCAAAUAUCUCGAGACGAGAUGGGGGCUUGGACCAGGUCGCCAAGACGGCGUUUUACUACUUGCCUUGACAAUGGAGCCACCAUCGCGUCUCGGCUCAGAAGCAGACGCCAAAGCGUAUCUCGAUGAUGUUGCCAACAAAUAUGCUUCGAUUCAAGGCAUUUCCCUCUCCACCGCCAGCGCUGGUGGCGAUUCCGGAGCCGGUGCUGGCGGCAUGAUGAUGGAUCCUGCUGCCAUUGACGCAUUGACCAAGGACCAGAGAGCUCUUUUCAAACAGCAGUUGGAGAUCAUCGCGCGCUAUUUGAAAAUGGAUUUGCGAGCCGGUGACAAGGCCCACCUUGCAGGUCAAGAGACUCAAACUGCCCUCCAGGCUCAGUUGGAUUUGUGGCAUGCUGAGCAUGGCGACAUAUAUGCUUCCGGCAUCGAGCCUUCAUUCGAUCCCUUGAAAGCACGCGUUUAUGAUUCAUCCUGGAACUGGGCACGGCAGGAUGCGCUCAGCAUGUACUUCGAUGUCAUCUUCGGCCGGUUGAAGGUUGUGGAUCGUGAAAUCGUCAGCCAGUGCAUUCGUAUUAUGAACCGGUCCAACCCGCUACUUCUCGACUUCAUGCAAUAUCACAUUGAUAAUUGCCCAACGGACCGUGGCGAAACAUAUAAACUAGCAAAGGAACUUGGACAACAACUUAUCGAAAACUGCAGAGAGGUGUUGCAUACCGACCCCGUCUAUAAGGAUGUCGCUAUCCCAACUGCUCCACAGACUGUUGUGGACGCUCGCGGUAAUAUCAAUUAUCAAGAAGUUCCUCGUGCUAGUGUACGGAAACUCGAACAUUAUGUCACAGAAAUGGCGCAGGGCGGCCCAAUCACCGAAUAUAGCAACCGCACAAAGGUGCAGAACGACCUCAAGAGUGUCUACAAGCUCAUCAGGAAGCAGCACAAAUUAUCCAAAUCCUCGCAGCUCCAAUUCAAUUCUCUCUAUCGUGAAGUGCUCCGUGCGAUGUCCAUGAACGAGCAUCAAAUUAUCCCUCAGGAAAAUGGACAUAGCAAGAAAGGUAGCCGUAGUGGCUCUCGUUCCCCAGUGAAUGGAGGCCCCACGAGACCAGGCAAGGUUGAGACCAUUCCAUUCUUACAUCUAAAGAGGAAGAAGGGACACGGCUGGGAGUAUAGCAAGAAGUUGACUGGUAUCUACAUUGACGGCCUGGAAUCGGCUGCGCGUGCCGGGCUUACCUUCAGUGGUAAAAAUAUCUUGAUGACUGGUGCUGGCGCAGGCUCUAUCGGUGCAGCCGUUCUCCAGGGACUCAUCAGUGGCGGUGCCAAGGUUGUCGUCACGACAAGUCGCUUCAGCCGUGAGGUCACCGAAUAUUACCAAACCAUGUAUACUCGCUACGGUGCCCGCGGUUCUCAAUUAGUUGUUGUUCCCUUCAAUCAAGGAAGCAAGCAAGACGUCGAGGCGCUGGUAAACUAUGUCUACGACACCAAGAACGGCUUGGGAUGGGACCUUGAUUUUGUUAUCCCGUUCGCCGCCUUUUCCGAAAACGGACGUGAGAUCGAUAACAUCGACUCCAAGUCAGAGCUAGCUCACCGUCUUAUGCUGACAAACAUUUACCGCUUGCUUGGUUGCGUCAAAACGCAGAAACAAGAACGUGGAUUCUCGACACGUCCUGCGCAGGUCAUCUUGCCACUUUCACCAAACCAUGGCACCUUUGGAAAUGAUGGCCUAUACUCUGAAUCGAAAUUGGGCUUGGAGACACUAUUCAACAGAUGGUAUUCUGAGAGUUGGGCCAACUAUCUCACUAUCUGCGGCGCCGUAAUUGGAUGGACCCGUUCUACUGGUCUUAUGAACGCUAAUGAUACGAUCGCUGAUGGUAUCGAAAAACUCGGUGUUCGGACGUUCUCACAGCAAGAAAUGGCCUUCAACUUGCUAGGAUUAAUGGCUCCUGCUAUCGUUGAUCUCUGUCAAAGUAGCCCGGUCUUUGCUGACCUGAACGGUGGCUUCCAAUUCAUUCCUGACCUCAACGCUCUCAUGAAGAAACUCCGAAGUGAAAUGCUUGAGACGAGCACCAUUCGACACGCCGUCGUCAAGGAAACUGCCUUGGAAAACAAAGCCGUCAAUGGAGAGGACAGCGAGGCUCUUUACAAGAAAGUCGUCACGGAACCUAGAGCCAAUAUCAAAUUUGAAUUCCCUACGCUCCCUGAUUGGAAGGAUUUGGACUCUCUCAAUCAAAACCUGAAGGGCAUGGUGAAUCUCGACAAAGUUGUUGUUGUGACGGGUUUUGCUGAACUAGGUCCAUGGGGUAACUCGCGAACCCGCUGGGAGAUGGAAGCCUAUGGUAAGUUUUCUUUGGAGGGUUGUGUUGAGAUGGCCUGGAUUAUGGGCCUUAUCAAAAAUCAUAAUGGACCCAUUAAAGGGAAGCCCUACUCCGGGUGGGUCGAUGCGAAGACCGGUGAGCCCGUCAGCGACAAAGACGUCAAAGCCAAGUAUGAGAAGUACAUCCUUGAGCACUCCGGUAUCCGCCUUAUCGAACCUGAGCUCUUCAAGGGCUACGACCCGAACAAAAAACAACUUUUGCAAGAAGUCGUGCUUCAGGAAGACCUCGAAACUUUCGAGGCUUCUAAGGAAACUGCUGAAGAAUUCAAACGCGAGCACAACGAUAAAGUCGAAAUCUUUGAAAUCAAGGAGUCUGGCGAAUACACCGUUCGUCUUCUCAAGGGCGCCACUCUCCUCAUUCCUAAAGCUUUGAAAUUUGACCGACUUGUUGCGGGUCAGAUUCCGACCGGCUGGAACCCAAAGAAUUAUGGCAUCCCUGAUGACAUUAUCGGUCAAGUCGACCCGGUCACCCUCUAUGUCCUGGUGUGCACAGCAGAGACGCUUCUCUCCUCCGGUAUUACGGAUCCUUAUGAGUUCUACAAAUAUGUUCACGUAUCUGAGCUUGGUAACUGCAUUGGUUCGGGCAUUGGUGGUUCUCAGGCCCUGAAGGGCAUGUACAAGGAUCGCUACUUGGACAAACCACUUCAAAAAGAUAUUCUCCAGGAAUCUUUCAUCAACACUAUGAGCGCCUGGGUAAACAUGUUGCUUCUUUCAUCCAGCGGACCAAUUAAAACCCCAGUUGGAGCUUGCGCAACCGCUGUCGAAUCAAUCGACAUCGGCUACGAAACCAUUGUGGAAGGCAAGGCCCGAGUUUGCUUCGUCGGCGGCUUCGACGAUUUCCAGGAAGAAGGCUCAUACGAGUUCGCCAACAUGAAAGCUACCAGCAACGCUGAAACCGAAUUCGCCCAUGGAAGGACUCCUCAGGAAAUGUCUCGACCUACCACUACAACGCGUGGCGGUUUCAUGGAGUCUCAAGGUUGUGGCAUGCAGUUGAUCAUGAGCGCCCAACUUGCGUUGGAUAUGGGUGUGCCAAUUUAUGGUACAAUUGCCUUGACAUCUACGGCUACUGACAAGAUUGGUCGAUCCGUACCAGCACCCGGCCAGGGUGUUCUGACCACUGCUCGGGAGAAUCCCGGUAAAUUCCCAUCCCCGCUUUUGGAUAUCAAAUACCGUCGUCGCCAAUUGGAUCUCCGACGCCGUCAAAUUAAGCAGUGGCAAGAGGCAGAACUUCUUUAUCUCCAGGAAGAAGUUGAUGCAAUGAAGGCCCAGACGACCGAACCAUUCAAUGAAAAGGAGUACUUGCAAGAGCGUGUGGAGCAUAUUCAACGAGAGGCAAUUCGACAGGAGAAAGAUGCUCAAUUUGCCCUGGGCAACAAUUUCUGGAAACAGGAUCCACGCAUCGCUCCUCUUCGUGGUGCUCUCGCAACUUGGGGCCUCACAGUUGAUGACCUUGAUGUUGCCUCGUUCCACGGAACCUCCACUGUCGCCAACGACAAAAAUGAGUGCGAUGUUUUGUGCAAGCAGAUGAGGCACCUUGGCAGGACAAAGGGUAACGCCCUCCUUGGUAUUUUCCAGAAGUAUUUGACUGGACAUCCCAAGGGCGCUGCUGGUGGAUUCAUGUUCAAUGGUUGUUUGCAGGUUCUGAACACUGGUCUGGUCCCUGGAAAUCGUAACGCGGACAACAUCGACAAGAUUAUGGAGAAGUUCGACUACGUUGUGUAUCCGAGCCGAAGCAUUCAGACGGACGGUAUCAAGGCAUUUUCCGUCACGUCAUUCGGUUUCGGUCAGAAGGGAACUCAAGCGAUUGCUAUCCAUCCCAAAUAUCUGUUUGCAACAUUAGAUCAGGCCCAAUAUACCGCCUAUAAGGCGAAGGUUGAGGCCCGACAGAAGAAGGCCUACCGAUACUUCCACAAUGGAUUGAUCAACAACAGCUUGUUCGUUGCCAAGGACAAGGCGCCGUAUGAUGAGACUCAAGAGUCAAAGGUCCUGCUCAACCCAGACGCUCGUGUGGUUCUCAACGAGAAGACAUCACAGUUGGCCUACCCAACCAAAGCGCCUGUGCAGAAGGCCAAUCAAGGCACAAAGGAAAUGGUUGAGAACUUGGCCAAGGCCGCCGUCACAGACACCACACGCGUCGGGGUGGAUGUUGAAAACAUUGAUGCAAUCAAUAUUGACAACGAAACAUUCAUCGAGCGUAAUUUUACCGAAGCGGAACAAAAGUACUGCCGUCAGGCUGCGUCACCCCAAUCGUCCUUUGCUGGUCGAUGGAGUGCCAAGGAGGCAGUGUUCAAGUCCCUUGGUGUGCCCGGAAAAGGUGCUGGGGCACCGUUGAAGGACAUUGAAAUCACCAAUGAUGCCAGUGGAGCUCCCAUUGUUACAUUGCAUGGCGAUGCUGCCGCUGCUGCAAAACAGGCCGGAGUCCGGGCGGUUACUGUCAGCAUCAGCCACAGCGAUUCCCAAGCCGUUGCCGUUGCGCAGGCUACCCUUAACUAG
This is a messenger RNA of Uncinocarpus reesii 1704, 5580 nucleotides long. RefSeq names its product fatty acid synthase alpha subunit. Gene Ontology annotation, cellular component: fatty acid synthase complex. The record is from RefSeq and is a predicted model, not a curated record. Gene Ontology annotation, molecular function: 3-oxoacyl-[acyl-carrier-protein] synthase activity; magnesium ion binding; holo-[acyl-carrier-protein] synthase activity. The transcript is spliced from 3 exons. Gene Ontology annotation, biological process: long-chain fatty acid biosynthetic process. NCBI's taxonomy places the organism in Eukaryota, Fungi, Ascomycota, Eurotiomycetes, Onygenales, Onygenaceae. Bases 1 to 5580 code for a protein of 1859 amino acids.